This is a messenger RNA of Aspergillus calidoustus, 2583 nucleotides long. NCBI's taxonomy places the organism in Eukaryota, Fungi, Ascomycota, Eurotiomycetes, Eurotiales, Aspergillaceae. The record is from the annotation of a GenBank genome assembly.
AACUAACGACCAUCAACAGGCGACUUUCAGAACAGCACCAGACGCCGAUGGGCCUGUCAACGCCUCGCGCUUCCAUGCGAUAAUCAUACUUCAAUGGCGCCGUCUAAUCCGCUAGCUAAUUGGGAAAGGCUAGGGACGAGCUUCUACAGGAAGGUUCCGGCAUACUACUCGGUCUUUGAUGACGAUGUUGAGUUAGAGAACUACAUUGUUGUUGGAGCUCCGUAUGGAGGUGCUAUCGCUCUGUAUCGUGAUGAAAGCAAGCCUCUUAGAUUCCGAGAUGCUCAAACGUCAAAGUCGAACAUUGACAUUUACUCCCGGUCAGGGAAGCUGAUAAACCGGCUUAAUUGGGAGCAUGGCGCUAUUAGAGGCCUUGGAUGGUCCGACCAGGAGGAAUUACUGGUCAUCACAGAAGACGGCACUGUCCGUCGCUAUUUCGGCUUGUACGGUGACUUUACCUCAUUUUCACUGGGUAAUGGCGCUGAAGAGUACGGAGUGAGGGCAUGCCGGUUCUGGAACUCUGGCUUUGUGGCUUUACUAGCCAACAACCAGUUGAUCGCCGUCUCUAAUUACAACGAGCCCCGGCCUCGACUCCUAGCACAGUGCCCGGAAGGGGAGGUCGCUUCAUGGUCGUUGAUUCCUCCGGCAUACACGCUCUCUCGCUCUGUUGAGGUCUUAUUAGCUGUCGACAAGACGAUCUAUCUCGUCGAUCCUACAGAAGCUGAGGACAAGGUGCUUCAGAAUGGCCCGUUCAAGCACGCCAGUGUGUCACCCACAGGGCGAUUUGUCGCUUUAAUCACCGCGGAAGGCAAGGUUUGGGUGGUCAGCAGCGACUUUCAAAGCAAAUACAGCGAAUAUGAUCCAGAAUCACGAGUUACGCCCCGUGCCGUUGAGUGGUGUGGUGAUGAUGCGGUUGUUAUCGCCUGGGAGGAUGAAGUUCAUCUUAUUGGGCCGAACGGUGCGGCUGCAAGGUACUAUUAUGACGGUGCUGUUCAUGUUUUGCCGGAAUUCGACGGUGUCGGGUUAAUCACAAAUGAUACAUAUGAGUUCCUGCAUAAGGUUUCAGACGUAACCGAAGCUAUUUUCCGCCUUGGAUCUACAUCACCGGCAUCUGUCCUUCUGGACUCCAUCGAUCUCCUAGACAAAAAGUCUCCCAAGGCUGACGACAAUAUCCAGCGAAUCAAGGCGAGCCUACCAGAAGCCGUGGAUACAUGUGUCAAGGCUGCCGGAAUGGAGUUUGAUGCCCAUUGGCAAAAGCGGCUCCUAAAAGCAGCCUCUUUUGGAAAGUCAGUCUUGGACCUGUAUAACAGCGAUGAGUUUGUCGAGAUGACAGAGAAACUGCGGGUCUUGCACGCUGUACGAGACUUUCAAAUAGGUCUCCCGGUCUCACAUGAGCAGUACAUGCGCUUGACUCCGGAAAAGCUAGUCGAACGGCUAGUGAGCAGGCGUGAGUACCUGCUUGCAAUCCGAAUCUCCGAGUACCUCCAACUGCCCGCGGAUAAGAUCUACGUCCACUGGGCGAGUCAGAAAGUCAAGGUUUCCACCGUCGACGAUGAAGCAGUCUGCAAGCUGAUUGUGCAAAGGCUGGAUGGAAAGCCGGGUAUAUCCUUUGAGGUGAUCGCGCAGGCGGCCUAUGACGAGGGCCGCUCACAUCUUGCAACGCAACUUUUGAACCACGAACCGCGGGCCGGGAAACAGGUUCCGUUGCUGCUUAAUAUGGAGGAGGAUGAGAUUGCCCUGGACAAGGCUAUUCAGAGUGGAGAUGACGACCUAGUCAACUACGUGCUUAUGCAACUGAAAAGCAAACUCCCGCUUGCGAGCUUCUUUAGGAUGAUAAACACGCGUCCGAUGGCAUCGGCACUUGUGGAAACAACCGCUCGCACAGCUGACACUGAGCUGCUCAAGGACCUCUUCUAUCAAGACGACAGGCCCCUCGAUGGCUCCAACGUACUACUUUCAGAAGCUUUGCGGGAAGCGGAUUUGCCGCGCAAGCAGGAGAAGCUACAGCUAGCCUCUCGGCUGCUCGCAGAUUCCAAAGAUCCAACGCUUGUACUCCAUCAAAAGCUUCUGGUGGAGUCAUCGCAACUACUAAAGGUCCAAGAGGCGUUGGAUAAAGACCUGGCCGAACGAUCCGAAUACGUCGGCCUAAGUCUGAAUGAGACAAUCUACAGACUAGUCAGAUCAGGCUACGGCAAGCGUGCACAGAAGAUCCAGAGUGACUUUAAAAUGCCGGAGCGAACAUAUUGGUGGCUGAGAUUAAGAGCUUUAGUGGCCAAGCGGGACUGGGGUGAGUUGGAGGAUCUCGGCAAGGCUAGGAAAUCUCCAAUAGGAUGGGAGCCUUUCUAUAACGAGAUUUUGGGCGCCGGAAACACAAAGCUGGCCUCGGUAUUCGUUCCGAAAUGCACCAACCUGACUUCUGAGGAGAGGAUUGAAAUGUGGGUAAAAUGCGGACUUAUCGUCAAGGCUGGAGAGGAGGCCUUCAAGGCGAAAGAUCUCAAUGCCCUCGAGCUUCUCCAAGGCAAGGCUUCCGGUGGUGCGGCUGUCGAGAUUGGUCGGAUGAUCAAUCAGCUUCGGCCAAAGAAGUAG